ACACAUACACACUCUCACACACCUCCCUCCUCGCGCAUGCAGCUGCCACUUGCGGUAGUGACGAUGAUGAUGCUGGCGUGCAGAGGAGAACCAAUGACAGCGCAGGAUGCUGAGGGAGGCUGCUCGGCUGAAUGGAGGCGACGUGAUUCCGUUCGUCAAGCAGCACAAGAGAGGAAUUGACAUCGGGGGAGGCGCCUCCCCGUUGCUCCUUCCAACUUUGACCAGCUCCACCUCCCCAAGACCAUAAAUCAAGUCACCCAUGUGCGGUUCAGCGAACCUGUGCAGUAUCAUCGCAGCGCGCCCCCGUUAAGGACCCCCCUGGUGGCCGUGCGGCCGACUCACGGGACAUGUACGGCAGUGCCAGAGCUGUAGGUCACUUAGAGAGCAGCCCCGCACGCUCCCCGCGCCUGCCUCGGUCCCCCAGACUGGGCCAUCGGAGGGCCAACAGCGGGGGCGGGAGCGGCGCGGGGGGCAAGACGCUCUCCAUGGAGAACAUCCAGUCUCUCAACGCUGCCUACGCCACUUCAGGCCCCAUGUACCUGAGCGACCACGAGGGCGUGGGCUCCACGGCCACGUACCCCAAAGGCACCACCACUCUGGGUCGGGCCACCAACCGGGCCAUGUACGGGGGCCGCGUCACAGCCAUGGGCAGUAGUCCCAACAUCGCUUCGGUGGGACUGCCCCAUGCUGACCUUCUGUCUUACAGUGACCUGGGCUCCAUCUCCAUGCUGCACGCCCACCACCACCACCAUCAGGGGGUGCCCUCCGCCCUGCUCAGGCAGGCGGUGCGGAGCAGUGGGGGGGAACUGCUGGAGAUGCAGGCCCAGUUCAGGGAUAUGCAGAGGGAGAACGAGAUGCUGCGCAGGGAGCUGGACCUGAAGGACAGCAAGCUGGGCUCGUCCACUAACAGCAUCAAGAGCUUCUGGAGCCCCGAACUGAAGAAGGAGCGCAUCAUGAGGAAGGAGGAGGCGGCGCGCACGUCUAUCCUGAAGGAGCAGAUGAGAGUCACUCAUGAGGAGAACCAGCUGCUGGAUGCCAGGAGAACAAAGCAUCUCCAGAUGACCAUCCAGGCUCUCCAGGACGAGCUGCGCACGCAACGCGAUCUCAACCACUUGCUGCAGCAAGAGAGCGGCAACCGCUCCGGCGCCGAGCAUUUCACCACCAUCGAGCUGACCGAGGAGAACUUCCGCCGGCUGCAGGCCGAGCACGACCGGCAGGCCAAGGAACUCUUCCUGCUGAGGAAAACCCUGGAAGAGAUGGAGCUGAGGAUCGAGACUCAGAAGCAGACGCUGGGAAUGCUGACACCAGGGCAAAGCUACCGAAGCAAGCAGUCAUCCAACGUCCCGCUAAGAAACCAUCUCCAGAUGACCAUCCAGGCUCUCCAGGACGAGCUGCGCACGCAACGCGAUCUCAACCACUUGCUGCAGCAAGAGAGCGGCAACCGCUCCGGCGCCGAGCAUUUCACCACCAUCGAGCUGACCGAGGAGAACUUCCGCCGGCUGCAGGCCGAGCACGACCGAGAUGGAGCUGAGGAUCGAGACGCAGAAGCAGACGCCCUCAACCACUUGCUGCAGCAGGAGAGCGGCAACCGCUCCGGCGCCGAGCACUUCACCACCAUCGAGUUGACCGAGGAGAACUUCCGCCGGCUGCAGGCCGAGCACGACCGGCAGGCCAAGGAACUCUUCCUGCUGAGGAAAACCCUGGAAGAGAUGGAGCUGAGGAUCGAGACGCAGAAGCAGACGCUGGGAGCCAGAGACGAGUCCAUUAAGAAGCUGCUGGAGAUGCUGCAGAGUAAAGGGCUGCCCUCGGGGCCUGGCAGGGUUUCUGAGGAGGAGGAGCAGGAGAGGAACAGGCGCAUUGCUGAGGCGGAAGCCCAGCUGGGACACUUGGAGGUCAUUCUAGACCAGAAGGAGAAGGAAAACAUCCAUCUUAGGGAGGAAUUGCACCGAAGAAAUCAGCUGCACCAGGAUCCAAGCAAAACAAAGGCCCUGCAAACCAUCAUCGAGAUGAAAGACACCAAAAUUGCCUCCCUGGAGCGCAACAUUCGCGACCUGGAGGAUGAGAUCCAAAUGUUGAAGGCAAACGGCUUGCUGAACACGGAGGACCGCGAGGAGGAGAUCAAGCAGAUGGAGGUCUACAAGAACCACUCCAAGUUUAUGAAGACCAAGAUUGACCAACUCAAGCAGGAGUUGUCAAAGAAGGAGUCCGAGUUGCUGGCUCUGCAGACGAAGUUGGAGACCCUCAACAACCAGAACUCGGACUGCAAACAGCACAUUGAAGUGCUCAAAGAGUCUCUCACUGCCAAAGAGCAACGGGCGGCCAUCCUGCAAACAGAGGUAGAUGCAUUGCGUCUGCGUUUGGAGGAGAAAGAGUCCUUCCUCAACAAGAAAACCAAGCAGCUGCAGGACCUGACCGAAGAGAAAGGCACUCUUGCUGGAGAGAUCAGGGACAUGAAGGACAUGCUAGAGGUCAAAGAGAGAAAAAUCAACGUCCUGCAGAAGAAGAUUGAGAACCUGUUUGAGCAACUGCGGGAUAAAGACAAGCAGCUCAGCAACCUGAAGGACCGGGUCAAGUCUCUGCAGACCGACUCCACCAACACCGACACUGCCCUGGCCACCCUGGAGGAGGCGCUGUCAGAGAAGUCCAGCCUCAUCGAUCUGAAGGAACAUGCAUCUUCUCUGGCGUCUUCUGGCCUCAAAAAGGACUCGAAGCUCAAGUCCCUGGAGAUCGCCAUCGAGCAGAAAAAGGAGGAGUGCAGUAAGUUGGAGACGCAGUUACAGAAGCAAGCUGAGCAUCUUUUCAGUCACGUGAACAAUCCUAAGGCCCACGAAGUAGAGCAUCAGUCAGGCUCGAGAGGGAACCCAGAAUACGUGGACCGAGUGAAGCUGCUGGAGAAGGAGGUGAGCUACUACAAGGACGAGGCCAGCAAGGCUCAGACGGAGGUGGAGAGGCUCCUGGACAUCCUGCGCGAGGUGGAGACCGAGAAGAAUGACAAAGACAAGAAGAUCGCAGAGUUGGAAAGACAAGGAGGCAAAGACCCGACCAAGAAAGGUACAAACAUCAAACUGGGACCCCAAGGGGACAAGAAAGGUUUGGGACAGGAUCUCCGUAAGGACGGCUCCUUAGAGGGCGGCCACCACUCCAAACUGGAGGACCUGAUGAACACACUCGAGAGGACGAGGCAAGAACUGGAUUCCACCAAGCAGCGGCUCUCGUCCACGCAGCAGUCGCUGCAGGAGCGGGACAGCCACCUCACCAACAUGAGGCAAGAGCGCAGGAAACAGCUGGAGGAGAUUCUAGAGAUGAAACAACAAGCUCUGCUGGCCGCGAUUAGUGAGAAAGACGCUAAUAUUGCACUGCUGGAAUUGUCUGCGUCCAAUAAAAAGAAAACCCAAGAGGAGGUGAUGUCCCUGAAGCGGGAGCGCGACAAACUGAUGCAUCAACUUAAACAGCACACUCAAAGCAGAAUGAAGCUGAUUGCUGACAACUACGAAGACGAACAAUAUCAUCCGCACGGUCCACACCACCCGCAGCCCCAGGCCCCGCACCCUCAGCCACAACCUCAGACCCAGUACGCCCACCCUCAGCACGCCCAGCAGGUCCCGUAUGCGCACGCCCCUCACAUGCAGCACCCGCAGCACCCACAGGCCGCCCCGCAGCACCCUCACCCCCAGCAGCCGCAGCUCCAGUAUCCUCACGCUCAGCAUCCGCAGCAGCACCCGCAACACCCUCAACCGGCCCCCCAGCACUCACAGCACCCGCGCCCCCCGCAGCCCCAGCAUCCGCACCAACAGCACCUCCAGCAUCCCCCGCAGCAUCCGCACGGACAUCUUCCACCGAAUCACCCGCAUCCCCAACACCCACAUGGCCCUCUCCAACCGGCGCCUCACCCUCAGCACCCGCAUCCUCAGCACCCACAGCACCCUCAGCAUCCUCAACACCCGCAGCAUCCUCAGCAUCCUCAACACCCUCAGCCCCAACACCACGGGCAGCAUCCACGCCACCCGUCGCCUCAUCAUCGUGGCGGUCCGGGUCGAGGACCCCCACAUGCUGGACACCGCCCUUCCCCGGACCAGGUUAGAAGUCUCUCACGUUAUCAGGAUGACGAAGAAGGAAUAUGGGCAUAAUCGUUGCUAUGACAACCAAAGUUCAAAUUAUUUUGAGGGGUGAGAUCUUUUUUUAUUUGUGAUUUUAUUUAUUUAUUUUUUUUGUUCCACUGCUUGCGGCUGUUGCGUUGUUGACCAAGUAAAUGGCUUGUUGUUCAGAUGACUCAGCCACUGCUGGGGGGGAAAGCAGCCAGAAGCCAAUGUUGAAUUUCCAGGACACUGAUGAAACAUUUGUUACCUGACUCAGCAAGGAGACCUUUGGGUGGGAGACAUUUGUUUUGUGUUAGUUUUUUUUUUUUUUGGGUGGAAUGGGGGUACCCCUGUGGUGUGCAAGUCAGGCGCCGGGAGGCUAACAGCUGAGCGGGUGACCUUGGAGCAGACCUUCUCAGCUUUCCCAGCACAGAAAUACUGUAUGGUACGGACAUGAAGCGGCUAAGGAAAGACCCCGCGCCCCCCGCCUCCUUUUUCUCACAGCUAUCUUAACCACAUUUGCCCCCCUGCUGAACACGAGGCCUCCUCAGGAGGUCGCAAGACUAUUCUCCACCCGGUCAUGGCCCCCGUAUUCUUCCAUCCUGGCUUCCUUCUCGUGAUUGCUUCAAGGUCAUGGCCGCCUCAGCUGUCGACUAUCCCCCAAGCCUGACUAACUCCUUCGGAUCUGGCUCCCUCCACUAUGUCUUCAUCUUCACUGCCCUCUUCCAAGUUGACAACCGAACCCACGUCAUAGCGACUGUGAAUCCUAAAUAUCUGCGAUAACACCCACAAACGGACGUCGUUUGUAACUUUUUACUGGUGUCGCCUUUUUUUUUUUUUUGGAGGAACUGCUGUUCAACGUGUCCCAAAAGUAAGAAUAGUGCGUGCCACACAUGGAGACUUCGGUGGUCAUUUUUCAAAGAGGUGCCUUGAAAUGGACACGAGGGCCCUCCAGCUUGUUUUCGCUUGAGUUUGCCGUCAUCUUCAUAUUACCUCGUUUCAAUCCAACAAAGUGAAAACUAAAAAAAAACAAAAAACAAAAAACAAUCUAUGCAGACGUCAGUGUUGCAUGAAUUCAUUUAACUCACUGUCUGUUUUCAAAGUGUAAUUACCCACCGAAUCAGAGUGGCCAAAAAAGUGAGUAGAAUCUGACAGCUAAUGUCAAGAGACUAUGCACCUACGCACCUUCUCUUGUUCCGGGAUGUGUUUUGUUUUUUGGUUGUUGUUGUUUUUUUUUGUUUUGUUUUUUUUUAACUCAUGGUGCUCCAGCUGCAGGUGCUCAAUAGAAAUUGUGUCAGUGGCUCAAGGGAGUCACCACAUGAACAAUUAGCAGUAGACAACUUUGUACAUAUGUCAGGAGGGGCACUUUGUGAUCAAUUGAAGAACCCCAAAGAGACUCAAGAAUCUUCGAAAUACAACAACUAGGAAGAGUUGUCCUGUAGCCCACCACCAGUCCUCCUUAACCCCGUCUCUUCCACAAGUAGUCUUCGUCACAUCCCCAAACGUAGUGACCUGUUUCAGUCCCUCUCAUUCAGGUGGCCUCCUUAAAAAAAAAAAAUGUACACAUAUAUGAUAGAUAUGCAUAUAUUAUACAUAGAGAGAAUCUAUAGAGUGUGUCUAAGUGUGGUCAGAAAAUGGUUUCAACUGACAAGAUUUAAAAACAAAAAACGUUUUUUUUCUUUAUGGUUAUUUUUUUCUAAAUGGAUGGGGGGGGGUGGUGUUAAGUGCUUUUUGUACAUCUGGAGAAAAACCCUGAGUGGAGAUGAACAUUCCCUGUCUGAAAAUACAGACGCCGUGCAAAAAAAAAAAAAAAAAAGAGCAGAAAUACUGAUCUAAAUCUUUCUAGAAACUCAUUUUACAUUCCUUUUACCUAUUCUACAUUCCUUCUACUGUUUUAGUCCAGAGAUUUUCAAAGCGUGAGCCAGGGGACUUCAGGGGAGGCACAACAGCUUGAG
Hippocampus comes (tiger tail seahorse) is the source of this 6031-nucleotide messenger RNA. RefSeq names its product ELKS/RAB6-interacting/CAST family member 2 (gene erc2). The record is from RefSeq and is a predicted model, not a curated record. Lineage: Eukaryota; Metazoa; Chordata; Actinopteri; Syngnathiformes; Syngnathidae. The coding region runs from base 348 to 4127 and encodes 1259 amino acids. Gene Ontology annotation, biological process: regulation of synaptic plasticity; neuromuscular synaptic transmission; maintenance of presynaptic active zone structure. The transcript has 21 exons. Gene Ontology annotation, molecular function: structural constituent of presynaptic active zone. Gene Ontology annotation, cellular component: cytoskeleton of presynaptic active zone.